Molecule: messenger RNA, 1914 nt
Organism: Trifolium pratense (red clover)
Lineage: Eukaryota; Viridiplantae; Streptophyta; Magnoliopsida; Fabales; Fabaceae
Product: PKS-NRPS hybrid synthetase cheA-like
Exons: 2
Coding region: 259-1914 (551 amino acids)
Source: RefSeq, a predicted model, not a curated record
GACAGAGAUGAGUUGAUCAAAUGGGCUCGAAGCGUGUCGCAAAGUUUAAGGUUCGCAAUUAUAGUUAGGCGAUCCGAUUCGGGCGAGAAGAGAAAGGCUCAAUUGGUGUUAGAGUGUGAACGUAGUGGGAAGUAUGUUCCAGCCAAGAAGAAGUUGAAAUCCGAUACCUCCGGAACAAGAAAAUGCGAAUGUCCUUUCCGACUCCGUGGGUAUUACAACAAGGCAACAAAACUAUGGCGUUUGACUGUUGUCAACGGUAUGCAUAACCACGAGUUGGACAAAGGGCUUGAAGGGCAUCUCGUGGCGGGGCGUUUGAAACCACAAGAGAAGGAUUUUAUGGACGAGAUGACAAGGAAUGCGGUGGCUCCAAAAAACAUAUUGUCCACAUUAAAGGAGAGAGAUCCGGAAAACAAGACCUCUGCAAAGCAAGUGUACAACGCUCGUCAUAGGUACAGAGUUAAAAUGAGGGCGUCCAUGACUGAGAUGCAACACUUAUGCAAGAAGCUUGAUGAUAACAAGUACUACUACAAGUAUCGGACGGUUGUUGAAAAUGGAGUAGAACAUCUUCAAGAUAUAUUCUUUGCACAUCCGAGGUCCAUAACUUUAUUGAACUCUUUUCAUACUGUGCUGAUGAUGGACUCCACAUACAAAACCAGCAAGUACAAAAUGCCGCUGUUUGAAAUAGUCGGAUACACUUCGACCGAGAAGACAUUCAACGUUGCUUUUGCCUGGCUCAGUAACGAAAAGGAAGACAACUUUAUAUGGGCUCUGCAACAACUACGUUGUUUGUUAAGGCGUGAGACAAAUUUGCCGAAGGUUAUCUUGACGGAUCGAGAUUUAGCUUUGAUGAAUGCUAUUCCGGCUGUGUUUCCAGAAGCGGCGGCGUUGGUUUGUCGGUUCCAUGUUAAGAAGAAUGUGAGGACCAAGGCAGCCGAGCUGGUCAAGGUGAGGGAUGGGGAAAAGGUCAAGGCGGCGGACAUGAGGGAAAGAGUCUGUUUGGCGUUCGAGGAUGUGUUAGAUUCGUCUACUGAGGCUGAGUAUACUGAAAAUGUUAUGGCUUUUAGGAAGUUAUGUGAGAGGUGGCCAAAAUUUGUUCGGUACGUUGAAGAGACAAUUUUGGACACCGACAAAGAGAAGCUCGUGAGUGCAUGGGUGGACAAGUAUAUGCACAUGGGCAACAAUACGACAAAUAGAGCUGAAAGCGCACACGGUGUUUUGAAAAGUUACUUGACCGACGGUCUCGGUGAUUUGGUGAAGGGUUGGGAAUCGAUUCACAGAAUGUUAGGCAAUCAAUUCACCCAAGUGCAAACUGAAUUUGGCCAGAACAUGUCUGUGUAUGGACACACAUACCGGAAGAAAACACUUUACUCGACUUUGAUGUUUAAAGUCUCUAGACGUGCAAUGAGAUACAUCCACACUGAAUCAAAAAGAGUCGAGUUUACUGGUAUGGAUAGCAUGAAGUGUGGUUGUCUGAUGAGGACUAACUACGGGCUGCCAUGUGCGUGUUUGAUUGCCAAGAAACUGCACCACAAUAGGCCUAUUAGACUCGAUGAGGUUUACAAACAUUGGAAGAUAAUUUGUUUCCAAGAUGAAGAAGUUGGUGGCGACGUCGAGGACGAUUAUGCGUGCACGGCAGAGUGGCAAGCAAUUCAGGAACGAUUGAGGACAGCUGAUGUAAGCAUGAAAAAUGAGAUCCGAGAUCAACUCCGCAAGAUUGCGUAUCCUACAACCACCGAUGUGGAGCCUCCGACCACAAAUGUAAAAUCAAAAGGGGCUAAAAAGAAAAAGGUGGUCCGUGGAACAAGAUCCACCAGCAGAUCCCGAUGCUUCAACCACAUCCCAAAACCAUCUGUCCGUGCGGCGCGACGGUUUUUGUAUAUUAAUAACUUUUUUUCCGCUGGCGAUGCAACGUAA